UCCGUUAGGCACUGUCGUGCGUAAGCUCGCUAUCGCGAGCAGUUCGAUCGAAAGUAUCAAAACGGUCGGGCCGAGAACGCACGGGGUGGUGCGAAAGGGAUCAGCGAGCAACGGCUUUCGCCGUUGUCAGUGGAGCCACCUCGUCGUGAUUCGCGCAGGGAGACGAUAACAGGGGUGAUCGCGCACCGCAGGAGGGGUGUUAAAGAAAUCCACGUAUUGACGCGCUGCGUGGUCACGCCGGCGCAUUACCUCGGCAUAGAGAGUACAUCGUGGAGUGAAGAAGGACGAGAGAGCGGCGCGGGGAAAAACUUCCUCUCUCUCUUUCUCCGUCAUCCCUUUCCGUAUCUCCGUCUCCCUUUCUCUUGCUCUCGUGGGUCAAGCCAGAGCUUCGAUCGCUCAAUAUUCAACCCCUUGCCUCACUACACGGGAGUCUCCGUGAGAGCAGCGGCUCCUCCACAGUGGCACGAAUCGCCGCGACCGUUCCUUCCUUUGCGCCCUCGCCCGCGAAGCUGUUCGAUCGCGACCGACGUGAUCCGCCGGAGAAGGGAAGUUACCGCAGCACUCCAGAGGAACCAGCACGCGAGUGGCAGCGCGCCUCUUUCACAUUUUCUCUCUGUCGUUCUGGAAAAUUUUCACCGCAUUCUCGCACUUUUCCGGUUUUUAUCACCGUCCGAAAUCGUAGAGCGAGAUGGAGGGCAAGAAAGUCGAACAGUAUUACACUCCACCGCCGAAGCUUGGAAAAUGGGAGGGCUUUCGAGUCUUCGUCUGGAACUCCGAGACGGGACAAUUUUUAGGGCGUACCGGCGCCAGUUGGGCUAAGAUUUUGCUGUUCUACGUGAUUUUAUACGCCGUCCUAUCCGGCUUCUUCGGUGCAAUGCUCGCUGUGUUCUAUCAGACGUUGGACCCUAACGCACCUAAAUGGCAGCUGGAUAAUUCAUUGAUCGGCAGCAACCCUGGUCUCGGUUUUAGGCCUAUGCCUCCCGAAAGCAACGUUGAAAGUACCUUGAUUUGGUACAAGGCUAGCGACGAGGGUAACUACCUUCAUUGGACUAGAGAGUUGGACAAAUUCUUGGAAGAAUACCAGAAACCACCUAGUGGCACAAAUGGCGUCGAACAGAGAGUAAACUGUGAUUACGGUAGGCCAGCACCGCCAGGCAAAGUUUGCGAUGUAAAUAUGUCCUCCUGGGGACAAUGUACGAAGGCCAACAAAUAUGGCUAUAAUAAGUCCGCACCUUGCAUUUUCUUGAAAUUAAAUAAGAUAUUUGGAUGGCUACCGAAAUUUUAUAACGAUACCAACCAUUUGCCGGACUUUAUGCCGGCGGAUCUCAAGGAGCAUAUCAAGCAGGAAUCAGGCAGCAAUAGAAUGGACACCGUGUGGGUAUCCUGCGCCGGUGAAAAUCCAGCCGAUAUAGAAAAUAUGGGUGCGAUUCAAUACAUUCCACGUCGUGGUUUUCCCGGUUACUAUUUUCCAUUCAAGAAUACCGCGGGAUAUCUUAGCCCCCUCGUAGCUGUGUUCUUCGAAAAGCCCAAGUACGGAGUACUGAUCAAUAUCGAGUGCAAGGCAUGGGCGCACAACAUAUACCACGACAGAUUCGAGAGGCGUGGUUCGGUACACUUCGAACUGAUGGUGGACUAAAGCUGCUGCAGCUAAUCGCUAAUUAACAUUGCUACCAACCGCGUCCAAGUAGGAAGCUGCAAGGGAAUAGAACAGAGAGAAGACGUUUCUUUUUUUAAUCUGCCUCGUUGAUCGACCGUGAUCACACUCCGUACCAUCCGGUUUUCUAUCUGCCGACGAUACCGUUCCGGAUCAGCUUUAUUUCUUCUCUCUUGUUGUCACAUCAUCGAUUCAUUGUCUUUGUCAUAUAUUUACAACAGUCGCGAUCGCACUGUUCAUAAACAUCAUAGACUAUUAGUUGCCAAAAGAAGGAAACGGAUAAAGAAAAAAGAAGAAAAAAAAGGCGGUAUUAAACAGUAGGAGAAAAUUAACUCCACGGAGUAUAAUAGAAUGAAACAACAAUAAAAUCUGUAAUAGAAGUGCACAAAACCAAACGGAGAAGAACAAAGAUGAAACGAACAAUUCCGCACAAAAGUCGAACGGUAUCCUCCCUUAUUUCUGCCAGGGUCGUGUUACGGAGUGAUCUCGAUUGAGUGGCUAGUUGAUCGUUCGCAAUACUUAAUUCGCGCGCGCGAGAAAGAGAUUCUGCUUUAGUUUAAAGUCGAACGCCCGUUCCAGGUAGAUUUUUAAGCUUUUCGUCACACACGUCACGUUCCUUUUCACGACGACGAGCUUGGUCGAUAAGUUUUCAUAGCACCGCGAAUGAUCAAUGAUCUUAGUUCAGCCAUGUAGAUGUAUUAGAUUAGUAUGCUUUUGCCCGCGCAAACUACGAUACAUCUUGGCAUGUCGGUACGUUGAAAUUCUUGGGCAUUGGCAAAGAAAAGAGGUACCCGGUAAAUUUUAAUAGAAGACAGUAGGCACAAAGGGAUACAAGUGCAAGAAUUAGAUUCAGUACUAAUUGCUAUUAAGAGAUAAUGGUAACCGUAGCACGUUAUUAAAGAUUUUCACUGGUGCUAAUAGAGUUUCCCGAAGAAAUUAGACACAAGUGAAGAUAAAGUUAUUAUCACCCAUCAAUGUCUAUAUGUUGAAUGCAGUUACGAGUUGUGAAAAGUUACACUUUCUCCGAAAUUACUUCAAUGUUGUCAAUAUCGAUAAGAUACAGUAAAAUCCUUAACCAAUAUAAUUCUCUACAAAUUUUUGUUUAUUAAAAUACUGUUGAGUUCGAAGCGCUGAAGUAUCUGAGUCAUUAAUUUGGGAUUAGAAAUUAGUAAGAAAUUUCGAUUUUAGUAAAAACAAUGACGCUGAAGUUACCUUAAUGUCUUAAAACGUAAUUUUGCAACAUAACAUUGAUCACUGAUAAGAAAUCUACAUGUAUAACUUGGCGCGCGUACACACACACACACACACAUACACACACACGCGCGCGCGCACGCAAUCUUGUAAUAUUUGUGUGCUAUGUUUGUGUGUUAUAUAUUACAAAUUGUUACUUGUAUCCCUUUGUUUCGGGUACUUUCAACUGAUACUUAAAAUUAAGAGUUAUCAUAUUGAAAUCUACUAUGGAAUAUGAUAAAAAAAUAUUAUUACCAAAAGAAUGAGUAUUAAAAGUUUUGAUCGGUUAAAACGAUCGAUGGUUAUUGCUACCCAGUAAUAUGUUGAAUAUAUAUGAUGAUCUAGGAUUCUACAUGAUGCAUUUUUUCACGUGACCGGACUCUUGCACAACACUCGGAUUCGCAAAUUACCUAUUGAGUUUUUAAAUGUUCAAAAAUUCUAUAAAUAAUUCUAUAUUCUAUAAUCAACAAAAACUUGUACUUAAGUUUGCCGAUAUCAUGUCAUCAUAAAAAUUGUUUUAUUUAUUUAUUUAUUAAGACUAGAGUAAAUAAGUUCAAAAGUCUGGAAAUAUUGGGAAAAUAUUUAAUAAAAAAUGUUAUAAACUUAAAGAAAUUACAUGAAAUUGAAGUUUUUAAAACAAGAUUUUCAAAUAACUUAUAACUUUUAAAGCUUCCUUUUUAUCUCAUUGACUAUAAAUUCACAAGUGUAUUAAAUUCAAUUUAUUUUAGUUAUAAAUUUUCAUAAAUUUAAGAAUAAGUUUUAAUUAAAAACUUUUUAAUUUAACAUUCUAUUAGUUCAAAAAUGUAUGAAUCCAAAGAAAUUCCUCGUUUUACGAUUCGCUAAAUGAAAAAUCUGACUAAAAAUAUGCGUAUAUUUUAGAAAUUGUAACAUUAUAUUAUGUAAAAAGUCUAAGAUGACAAAAAUAGAUCCGAGUUUGUGUGUGUGUGCAUAGAUAUAUAAAAUAAAAGAAGAGAAGAUGCGUUGAGAUGCAUAAAAUAUAGAAAUACAGAUCAUGAUAUAUAGAUUUAUAUAAAGAAUUUAUGAAUUUAAAGAUUUAUGUGAUAUUAACGAUCUGUAUAUUUAAGAGUCUAUGGGCCCAAGGAUCUUAUUUGAGGAUAUACGAGGGCAAGAAUCUAUACACUCAGGAAUCUAUGAAUCAACAGCAAGAAUCAACAAGAAUCUACAGAUCUAAAGAUUUGUAUGUGGACCUAAGAAUCCAUAUUGAAAAAUUAAUGAAUACAAAAAUUUGCAAAUGCAAUCUUCUGUAAGUCCAAGGAUCUAUUAAUUUUACAAAUUAAUAUUUGAUUCGCAAUUUCACAGAUAUUUUUGCGAUCAAUCGAUAAAAACAGUAUUGCAACACCAUCAGUUCUGUAUUGAGAUAUAUUAUGAUAGUGUAAAGAAACUGUCACUCACGUUUAGUACUUAAUAAAUAAAAAGUUCUGAAUAAAACUGCUAUAUAAUUAUUAACGAAGAAAUGAAAAGCUUGUACUUAAAAAAAAUUUGAAAGAACAAUUGCGAUCAGUGAUUACUAAUUUUUAACAUAAAUAAGGUGAUAGUAUGAAAAAUGUUUAUUGAUCGUAUACUAAUAAUAUAAAAAAUGUUAAUGAUAUAUAUCAAUAACCAAAGCAUUAAAACUGUUGAUGCAUUAGCAGUAAUACUGAUCGUGAUAGUCCUCUAAGUAUGUAAAUCGAAUUUCCACCAUUGGAUUUCUGAAUGUACUUAAAUCGAAAACUUCAUCGAUUUCGAACUAAACGCGGAAAAAUUUAUAUUAAUUUUGUUAUAUGUCACGUAAUGUAGAAUUUUAAAUGCUUAUGACUUAAUUAUAUUAUAUAAUGAAAUUACUUAAUAAUUUAUUAUUAUUUUACGCAGUCUUGUGCUCUAUGAGGUAUUAAGUUUCUUCGCCGAAAAAAAUUGUAGUAUAUUUUUGCGUAACGACACACGAUAUUAUAUUCUAACAGGGGAAAAAAUACAUUCUAGAAGCUUAAAUGAUCAAAAUGUCGAAAAACGAACAUUGAAUCAUCAGUACGAAUACUUCCUAACGAAAAUAAAGCUUGCAAAACAAUGUAUCUAAUUCUGUGUACAAUUAUUUUAUGUAGUUUUAUUAGGUUAAUAUCACUGUGCGAAUAAUAUGUACUACAGUAAACAAGUAUCAGUUAUGUAAAAAUAUAGAUCUUAAAAUCCAUAAAUCUAUUAA
Messenger RNA from Linepithema humile (Argentine ant), 5078 nucleotides. Its product is annotated as sodium/potassium-transporting ATPase subunit beta-2. Gene Ontology annotation, cellular component: sodium:potassium-exchanging ATPase complex. Gene Ontology annotation, biological process: sodium ion export across plasma membrane; intracellular potassium ion homeostasis; potassium ion import across plasma membrane. NCBI's taxonomy places the organism in Eukaryota, Metazoa, Arthropoda, Insecta, Hymenoptera, Formicidae. The record is from RefSeq and is a predicted model, not a curated record. Gene Ontology annotation, molecular function: ATPase activator activity.